Molecule: messenger RNA, 732 nt
Organism: Lolium rigidum
Lineage: Eukaryota; Viridiplantae; Streptophyta; Magnoliopsida; Poales; Poaceae
Product: ethylene-responsive transcription factor ERF038-like
Exons: 1
Coding region: 1-732 (243 amino acids)
Biological process (GO): regulation of DNA-templated transcription
Molecular function (GO): DNA binding; DNA-binding transcription factor activity
Source: RefSeq, a predicted model, not a curated record
AUGCCUGAUCAGCGGGAGGUCUCCAGCCCGGCCUCAUCAAGGGGUACGUCGUCCUCGCCGCCGGCGUCGCCGGCCGCGCGGCGUGCGGGUGGCGUAGUAGGCGAGGCGAUGCGGGCUCGCCACCCGUCGUACCGCGGCGUCCGGAUGCGCGCGUGGGGGAAGUGGGUGUCUGAGAUCCGGGAGCCGCGCAAGAAGUCGCGCAUCUGGCUCGGCACCUUCCCGACGCCCGAGAUGGCCGCGCGCGCGCACGACGCCGCCGCGCUCGUCGUAAAGGGCCCCACCGCGGUGCUCAACUUCCCGGAGCUCGCCGCGUUCCUCCCGCGCCCGGCCUCCGCAGCGCCACGCGACGUGCAGGCCGCUGCCAUGCGCGCCGCCGCCAUGGACGUCCCUCCGUCCCUGCUUCAUCAUCCGGCUAUCAUCGCCGCCGCCGCAUUGUCCUCCUCGCCGGAGGCCACGCCUUCCGCGGCCAGGAGCGCCUUCUCCGUGGAGGACGACGACUUCGAGGGCAUCUUCGAGCUGCCUCGCCUCGACGACGACGCUGCAGAGCUCGUGUUCGUCCACGACGUGACGCUGGCGGAGGUGUCGUCGUGGUGCGACCCUGUCUGGAUGGACGACCAAGGCUACCCGCCGGCGGCGAUGACGCAGGACGACCUGUUCGGCGGCAUCGGCCUCGACGCCGCGGACCAACACGGCUGGGGCACGUCAGUUAGCACCCUCUUGUGGAACCUGUAA